Molecule: messenger RNA, 1724 nt
Organism: Cottoperca gobio
Lineage: Eukaryota; Metazoa; Chordata; Actinopteri; Perciformes; Bovichtidae
Gene: cdk5rap3
Product: CDK5 regulatory subunit associated protein 3
Exons: 14
Coding region: 136-1650 (504 amino acids)
Biological process (GO): regulation of mitotic cell cycle
Cellular component (GO): endomembrane system
Source: RefSeq, a predicted model, not a curated record
UCUCUUUCUCGUAACGUGUCAUAAACAGUGUCGUCCGGAUGGUAACAAUAAUCCUGAAUAAAAACCUGUUAAAUAAACAUAUAAUGAAACCGUAACAUUUUGUAAGUGCUUUCGUUUUGAAGAGGUGCAGAAACAAUGGAGCAGAAUAUUCAAAACCUUCCAAUCGACAUACAGACUAGCAAGCUUUUGGACUGGCUGCUGGAUCGUCGUCACUGUAAUCUGAAAUGGCAGAGUGCAGUGAAAGGUAUCAGAGAGAAGAUCAAUGCUGCCAUCCAGGACAUGCCAGAGAACGAGGAGAUCAAGCAGCUUCUCUCCGGCUCCUACAUUCACUACUUUCACUGCUUGAGGAUAGUGGAGAUACUCAAGGGCACUGAGGCUUCCUCUAAAAACAUAUUUGGCAGCUAUUCAUCUCAGAGGAUGAAGGACUGGCAAGAGAUUGUGUCCCUUUAUGAGUCUGAUAAUAUCUAUUUGGCGGAGGUGGCUAGCUUGCUGAGUCGCAACGUGAGCUAUGAAGGCCCGGCUCUGAGGAAGCAGCUGGCCAAAGCCCAGCAGCUGCAGCAGGAGCUGAGCAGGCGGGAAGUGGACUGCCAGAGCUCAGCCGCAGACCUGAGGGAACGCUACUAUGCUGCCUGCAAAAAGUACGGCAUCACAGGAGAACAUGUGGCUCGUGAGCUUCAGGCUCUGGUCAAAGACUUACCAGCAGUUCUUGAGGAGGUCGGGAAGGAUGCGGUGAAGUUAGAGGAGCAGAUCCGACUUUAUACUGCUUUCACAAACUUUGUAUGCGAUUGGUCUGAAGUAGUCCUGCCCAUGCUGACAUUCGCCCAGAAGAGAGGGAACACAACGUUCUACGAGUGGAGGACGGGGAAUGUGCCCACAGUUGUUGAGCGGCCAGUUGUGGAGGAAGCACCUUCUGACACAGUCACAGAGGAUAUGAUUGACUGGGGUAACUUUGACAACAGUGCGGACGCUCUGGGUGUUACUUCUGCCAUCACAGUUGAGGAUGGAACAGACUGUGGCAUCAGUCUGGAGCUGAGCUCUGAGGACACUGGUGCUGGUGGCAUUGACUGGGCUGACAGUGAAGCAGCUGCCAUUGAAAUUGUGGACGCGGGCGCAGACUGUCCUGAGGGUGUGGCAAGAGGCGAGGAUGCUUUGACUGUACUGGAGAACUCUCAGUCACGCAGCCAGUUCAUUGAUGAGCUAACAGAGCUGGAAGUGUUCUUAACCCAGCGCAUAAGUGAGAUGGGAGAGGAGGCAGACGUGGUAGCUAUGAGCCAGUUCCAGAUGGCCCCUUCUGUCAUCCAAGUACAAUCCCGUGAACAUGUCCGCCAGAUGCUGUCAGUGGUGCAGGACCUCCUGGGCCGCCUCACCUCCCUCCGGAUGCAGCACCUGUUUAUGAUCCAGGCCUCGCCACGGUAUGUUGAACGUGUGUCAGAGGUGCUGAGGCAGAAGCUGAAGCAGGCAGAAAGUCUGGUUCUGAAAGGUUCCACAAUGGUUGAGAGAAGACAGGAAGCCCUAGAGGAGCAGUCCAGACUGGAGCCUCGUGUCGACCUGCUGGCAGGACGCACCCGGGAACUCCAGAAAAUGAUUGAAGUCGACAUUUCAAAGCGAUACAACAACAGGCCUGUCAACCUAAUGGGGGUUAAUAUAUAGUGAACGUUGUGACAUUCACUAAAAACAUUUUGACAUGAGCUACUUGGAGAAAUAAAAGUGGUAUUUAAUUGUAA